Molecule: messenger RNA, 1053 nt
Organism: Theileria equi strain WA
Lineage: Eukaryota; Apicomplexa; Aconoidasida; Piroplasmida; Theileriidae
Product: adenylate kinase, putative
Exons: 5
Coding region: 337-1053 (238 amino acids)
Biological process (GO): nucleobase-containing compound metabolic process
Cellular component (GO): cytoplasm; mitochondrion
Molecular function (GO): ATP binding; AMP kinase activity
Source: RefSeq, a predicted model, not a curated record
GACGAGUAUCCGACCGUAAGGAGGAUAGAGACAAUGCAAGUCGUGCACUAGCGAGUGGUCUAGGGGAACUUUGCAGAGACUGGAAAUCCGCCAACUGUGUGACUAAAAGUUCCGCGGAUCCACCGAGCAAACAAAGCGAUAAACGGAGCUCUCUGCCAUAAUCUGGACCUACAAGAGGGUUGUAAUCGCCAGGGAAGAUCACCGACCAGGGCUUUGGAUACACCCCUCUGUCUACACCGCUGGUGGCUCCAGACGAGCGUAGGAUUUCUUUUGAGGCGCUUGGUCCUCCGUGACGAUACAAGAGCACUCUGACGUAUCAAUUGACGCUGGAAACCGAUGAACAAGAUGACCAAGUUGAUGAAAAAACGAGUCUUCUUGCUCCUCUUUGGGCCUCCUGGAGUUGGCAAGAGCACCUUUGGCAAACUCUUGGCCAAGGACUACAACUUUAGGCACAUUUCUUCAGGUGACUUGUUGAGAGAUUUGGCGAGAGAGUCUAGUUCUGUGGGAGCUAAUCUCGCGGAUGUCAUGUCCAGUGGUUCCCUCGUUGAUGACAGUUUCAUUUGCUCCGUACUUGGGACUGAGCUCGCAAAGAAUAAUUCGUCGGUCUUGCUGGAUGGGUUUCCACGUUCUGUUGCCCAGACAAACUUUAUGUUGACCCUGUCGUCAGAGCUGGAUUCGCGUUUGGUUGUGCUGAACCUCACUCUGAAUACUACCCACUUGAUAUCCAGGUUGAUGGGUCGCAGAGUCUGUCUGGGAUGUAAGCGGAGUUACAAUACAUUUUCAAUAAAUGAUGGAGAAUACUCCAUGGAUCCCCUGCUGCCAUCCGAACAAGAUAUUUCAAAGUGUUCGGGAUGCAAGAAUCUGGUUACUAGAGAAGAUGACACCCAUCAAGUGGUAAAGAACCGUCUGGACCUCUACUUUUCUAACCAGGAAAAGAUUUCACAACUGCUCUCCAAGGAGCCUACGAUAAACUUUGAGGUUAAGCGCGGUAUCAAGGACUAUUCUCUCUUGAAAUCAACCCUCGACAACAUUUUAAAUGCGCCAGAUAACUAG